Macroventuria anomochaeta is the source of this 2121-nucleotide messenger RNA. Its product is annotated as MFS general substrate transporter. The coding region runs from base 433 to 1995 and encodes 520 amino acids. Gene Ontology annotation, cellular component: membrane. Gene Ontology annotation, molecular function: transmembrane transporter activity. Gene Ontology annotation, biological process: transmembrane transport. The record is from RefSeq and is a predicted model, not a curated record. Lineage: Eukaryota; Fungi; Ascomycota; Dothideomycetes; Pleosporales; Didymellaceae. The transcript is spliced from 2 exons.
GGAAGCCAAGCCUCAUCUCUUGCAUUCCCUGCUCCACUUCGUCACCACCAUUUGUGCGAACGUCACAGACGCAAUAGAACAGUGGUGGCUUUAUAAGGUGGAUUUCUCAGCCGAAAUGUUGUGCACGUUGGACUCCAGUCAUACUGCGGUCGUCACGGAGGCCGAUUGCCACACUAUAGAAAGAGGUGCCCUGAGCAACCAAGUCAGCCUCAACUCCUGAACUGGUCAUACGAACAUCGACUAUCGGCCAUCAUAUCCCAACAGCGACUACAUUAUUGACAGCUGUGAUAGCGCCCAUCACACGUUGUUUGGCUUCAGCUUUCACCUCUUUCUUGAUAGCAAUCUCCCUCAAGCCUCUAUCACGGCUAGAUUUAUUGAUUUCUCAGAUCCUCAGAUCAGCCAUCCGUGUCACCCUCAUCUCGUUGAACGGUCAUGACCACUUCAAAGGACUUCGAGAAUGGCUCUCCUCUUCAGGCGCGAGGAGGAUACAGCGCUUCUGAGAUUGAACGAUUGGGACGAGAGAGGCCAGCCACUUUCAAGUCGAUAUGGGUAGAAUUUGGUUUUUGCUUCGCUCUCCUUGGUUCGAUGUUCAUUGCCGAGUACCUCAUCUCUGGUUUCAACAUCCUCCUGCCAUCAUUGACUCCCGCGCUCAACAUCCCAAAGCAAGCGGAGACGUGGCCUGCUAGUGUCUUCUCUUUGGUCACUGGUGCUUUCCUUCUACCAGCCGGCCGACUGGCUGAUAUGUAUGGCGGGUACAUUGUCUUUGUCAGUGGUCUUGUAUGGCUUCUGGUCUGGACAAUUAUUGCGGGGUUCAGCCAGAAUUACAUCAUGCUCAUCUUUUGUCGAGCACUCCAAGGUUUCGGUCCUGCAGCAUUUAUGCCAUCUGGCAUCAUGCUUCUGGGUAGCAUUUACCGUCCAGGACCGCGAAAGAACCUCGUCUUCAGUCUUUACGGCGCGUUCGCGCCUGUUGGCUUCUUCACCGGCAUCUUCUUCGCUGGUGUGUCCGCACAAUUCACGACAUGGCGGUGGUUCUUCUGGAUCGCUGCUUUCAUCCUCGCCAUUGUAGGCAUGGUUUCAUACCUCUGUAUCCCAAACAGACCCGAGGAUAAGCAUGGCAAGGGUGUCAAGAUGGACUGGUUGGGGCUGGUAACCGUUGUCCCGGGUCUCGUCCUGGUCAUCUUUGCCCUCACGGACGGUAGCCACGCUCCACAAGGUUGGGCCACACCUUACAUCCCGGUCACAUUCGUCCUCGGCUGGAUCUUCCUGGGCGCCUUCAUUUACAUCGAGGGUUGGGUCGCCGAACAACCACUUCUACCUGGGGAUAUGUUCCAUGUCAAAGGUAUGAAAUGGCUUGCAAUAGCCCUCUUCUUCCAGUACGGUACAUUCGGUAUCUUUCUCUUCUACGCAUCAUUUUACAUCGAGCAAGUCGUGGGCGCCAGCCCACUCCUCACCGCUGCCUGGUUCGCACCAAUGUGUGUUGGCGGUCUCAUCCUCGUCACUGUUGGAGGUCUGGUUCUCCACCUUCUUCCCGGUCGAAUGCUCCUUCUCAUUAGCGGAACUGCGUACAUCCUCUGCACUCUUCUAUUCGCCAUCCUACCGGUCAAGUUCAACUACUGGGCCUACGUAUUCCCAUCGAUGCUCUGCGCUACCCUUGGAAUCGACAUUACAUACAACGUCAGCAAUAUUUUCAUUACAACAUCAAUGCCCAAGAAUCGACAAGGCUUGGCAGGUGCCUUCAUGAACAGUCUGUUGUUCCUUGGCAUCGCUGUUUUCUUGAGUUUCGCAGACCUGGCAGUGAGUGAGACAGAAGAUAGGGGAUUACGAGAGAGCUACAAGAUCGCCUUCUGGCUCGCGACUGCGCUAUCGAGCGCUGGUCUGAUCCUUAUGUUCUUGGGUGUUAAGAUAGGCAAGGCCUCGAGUGAUUUGACAGUUGAUGAGAGGCAGGAGUUGGAGAACGAGUUGACGAGGAGGCAUACGAACAUGAGCGCGACAUGAGUAGAAUACUCGCAGAUUCAUUUUAAGUUUUCAUCUGUUUUGUAAAGAGGUACCCAUCUCGGAUAUAUAGAAGCCGCAACAAGCAGUAGAGCGCAGACGCUAGAUUGCAUAAUUUAUCAGAUCUAU